Moneuplotes crassus is the source of this 1660-nucleotide messenger RNA. The record is from the annotation of a GenBank genome assembly. Lineage: Eukaryota; Ciliophora; Spirotrichea; Euplotida; Euplotidae.
AAGUGCAAAUUAUGAAUCUAAACUUACUCAGUCCGCCUUCUGGGGCUACCUCUAGUGAGAGGAGUCAACUCAGCUUCACUCAACACCCAGAAAAGAGGGGUGACAAAGAUCAAGAGAAUUGUCAUACAAAUUUCAACUUGGAUAUAGAAGAAGAGAAGGUGCCUCCUCUUUUGCAAGAAGAAUCAAUUCAUCUUAGUGAACUUGAAUACUCCAAUGACCAAAGCUCGCUUAGACAAGAGUACAAUGCAACUUUGAAAAGUCUCAACUCAAGAGUAAAGUCUUCGCAGAAUCUUUUCAAUAAGACAGUUAAUAUUAAGAGCAAAUAAGAGGUUGCUGGAGAUAGAAGAGAAACGUAAAUAAAAGGAAAAUGAGAAAUGCCCAGAGACAUUUUAGAGGUAGUAGUUUCGGCCAAGGAGGUUCUUCUAAUAAUAUCCCUGCACCAACCAAACAAACCGAUUGUAGGUCAAAUAGUUCUUUUACUGAGAAUAAUAGUAGGAAUACAAGUAUUGAGAAAUUUGCUCCUCCAAGUGUCGGGACCUUAAAAUCUAAAAUAAAUACAGCUGUUUCUAGCAAAACACAAAACCUACUGAAUCUGAAUGAUAGAAAAAUUGGGCCAGCUAUAGUUUCAGAUUUGAUCCAAUGAGUAUCUGACGUGAGCAAUGAAGAUUUACUAGAAUACAUUAUUGAUAUUGAGAAAGAGAAGCACAAACUACAAACAAAAUUUUCAGAAGAUUAUAAAACAAUGAAAAGACAAAUGAUCAGCACAAUAUCUGAGCUGGACCAAGUGAAAACAUCUUAUAGAAACCUUCUGGCAAAAUUUGGAGGAAAGCAAAUUCAAAUAAGAGGAUAUAAGCUUGCAUUAAAUAAUACGAACGAACUGCUUAAUGAAGUUAUUUAUCAGAUUGAAAAAUGUGAAUCUUUUGAGAACAUUCCUAUUAAAGGGUUUAUAGAUUCUAUUAAUAUUAAAAUCAUGAAAUUAUUGGAAAGUAGUACCAAAGAAUUACACACUUUAACUGAUAUUGAUCCUAAGAAGAGUUUGUCUGAGUGAGAUUUGAACCCGAAAGAUCCGAUAGAAGAUGCUUUUAAUCACCUUAGGUCACUUUUGACUUUCCAAACUGCUCUCAAAAGAUCAUAUGAAUAUAAAUUUAAUGGGAAGCAAUCAGAUUUAAACUCGAUGCAUUCUUUUGGAUCAAGUCAAAACUUUUCAAAUUUAUAUAACCCAAAUACAAAUUAUUCUGAAAAUACCCAAGAUCAUUUUAAUCCUUCUGAAAAAGUCUUAAAGGAAAGGAAAAAAUCUGAAAAAUCUUUAACCCAGAAUAGGGAUAGUAAGACUAGCUAUUAUCAAAUGCAUUCAUCCAAAAGUCACUCUCGGGAGAAAAAGAAAACCAGUACAAAAAUUUAUUCCCAACUGAUGACUGGCAGGAACUCUCGAGGAUAUAAAAUCUCUACUAAAAAUCUUGGUAAAAAGAAAAAGAGCACUCCAAGGCUGGAUUGAGUUCCAAAAUUAAAGAUGAAGGCCAGGAGAUCCUCUCCGUCGGUUCAUCAAAACAGAAGGUGUAUAAGAGUCAUUCCAUCGAAAGGCUCAUAUAAGCUGUUGUUUAGCUAUACUAAAAUCUAUGCUAUAUUAAAACUAAGCUAAUGUUUCGUUUAUUCUUUGAAG